Eimeria acervulina is the source of this 1788-nucleotide messenger RNA. RefSeq names its product heat shock protein 60, putative. Lineage: Eukaryota; Apicomplexa; Conoidasida; Eucoccidiorida; Eimeriidae. The transcript is spliced from 11 exons. Gene Ontology annotation, biological process: protein refolding. The record is from RefSeq and is a predicted model, not a curated record. The coding region runs from base 1 to 1788 and encodes 595 amino acids. Gene Ontology annotation, molecular function: ATP-dependent protein folding chaperone; ATP binding.
AUGUUCAUGAUCUUGCGAGACAUGGAAGCCUGGAGACUGGAUGUUAGCUUAGCUGAUUUUGGGAGUGCUAACCUCGAGUAUGUCGACUUGCUACAGCUCACUAAAGUAGACCUGCGCUGGGGGGAAAGGGAUAUCGAGUUACGCGUCUGUCGAGAUCCUGCGAGCACUGAUGACGCACCGGAAGGUUUGUGGGGCCGUUGGGGGCAGCCCCAAGUUGACAUAUUGCACGUCGUUGGAACCGAUGGGAAGGCCGUUUGUUUUCAUUCAGGUUGCAAUCGCCUGGCGGACGCAGUAGGGGUUACUUUGGGGCCAAAAGGGCGCAACGUGGUGAUAGCUCAGCCGUUCGGCUCGCCGAAGAUAACGAAGGAUGGAGUGACCGUUGCCAAGGCGAUCGAGUUGGGGAACAAAACGGAAAACCUUGGCGCCCAGCUGCUAAAACAAGUGGCGGCCACUACAAAUGACAUUGCGGGCAUCCACCUGGCGGUUGAGCACGUGCUGUCGGCUCUUUCUGCGUCUCGUAAGGAAAUCUCGACGACUGAGGAAAUCGUAUCAGUAGCAACGAUCAGCGCCAACGGUGACGCGCAGGUGGGGGCGCUGAUAGGCGAGGCAAUGAAGAAGGUGGGCCGUGAGGGAACGAUAACUGUCUCGGAGGGGAAGGCGUUGCAGCACGCGCUGGAGGUGGUGGAGGGGCUGCGCUUUGACCGAGGGUACCUCAGCCCUUACUUCAUUACGAACGCGAAGGAACAGAAGGUUGAACUGGACUCCCCAUACGUCCUGCUGGUGGACAAGCGACUGUCGCAAAUACAACAGCUUCUCCCCGCCCUCGAAUUCGUCUUGCAGAACCAGGCAGCCCUCCUCAUCGUUGCAGAGGACGUUGAGAGCGAGGCUCUCGCGACUCUGGUGGUCAAUAAACUUCGCCUGGGUCUCCGCGUCUGUGCAGUGAAGGCCCCCGGCUUUGGAGACGGCCGCAAAGCGCAGCUCUACGAUCUGGCCACCCUUACGGGGGGCAAGGUGCUCAGCGACGACACACCGUCCAUUGGAGAGGAAAAGACAGACAUUGUGGGGAUGCUGGGACGCGCGAAGAGCGUAGUGGUGACGAAGGAUUCUACGCUGAUGAUGGAAGGCAACGGGUCAAAGGCGGACAUCUCCGAGAGAUGUGAACAGCUGAGGAACCUCAUCAAACAAACCUCCUCAGGCAGGUGGAACUGUCAGUGUUAUGAGAAGGAGAAGCUGCAGGAGCGGCUUGCGAGGCUGACUGGUGGUGUGGCGGUGAUAAAAGUGGGCGGGGCAUCUGAAGUGGCCGUAGGCGAGGCGAAGGAUAGAAUUCAAGAUGCCCUUUGCGCCACAAGAGCUGCCGUUGAAGAAGGCAUUGUUCCAGGAGGAGGCGUUGCUCUUCUCUAUGCUUCGCAGGGCUUGAAGGACUUGAAGGUAGACAACGCCGAGCAGCGGAUGGGCGUGGAGAUUGUGGAGAAAGCAUGCCAAGUACCGUGCAAGCUCAUAGCAGACAACGCAGGACACGAGGGGGCGGUGGUGGUGGGGAAUUUGUUGCGCCUCAAGGACGAGAAGAUGGGUUUCAAUGCACAGACAGGCUGCUACGUCAACAUGAUUGAAGCAGGCAUUAUAGACCCAACCAAAGUUGUUAAGACUGCUUUGAGCGACGCCUCUUCAGUGGCUUCCCUCAUGGCGACAACGGAGGCCUCCAUCGUGGACGCCCCCGAGAAGAACCCGCAGCAGGCAGAAGGAAUGGGGGCCCACGGGGGGGGCAUGCCUAUGGGGGGAAUGUUCUAA